UCCGAAUUCAUUCUCUCUAAACUCCCUUGUAAAAGCACCCGUGCAUUCCCUGUUUUAAUAUCAUUUGGGCUACAGGUGUUCCACCUAAAGUCCUACCGGUCAUUUUGAGUGUUUUUACUUUCUUUACUUUACUGAAUCAAGCCAACUAUUUUAGACCCGGUCUAGUAUAGUUUGACUGGUCAAGUAAUUUACACCUUCAUUUUUGGCACCACCCGUGGGACCGUUAAGGUUUCUUCUCUUCUAAAUACAAACCCACCCACAAAAACACCACUCAAAAUAUCUUCCAGCCAGCAAAUGAACGCUACCUCUGCUCAGGUGCAAGCCACCUUUGAAGGUACCAGCAUCCCCAUAGCUGCUACCCUGCCAGCCGUUUCUACUCCGAUUUUGCCGUUGGGACUAAGCUCGGUCCCAACACCCGUCGUGAUCAGCCCAUUCACAGCCCCAGUCCCUUCCGCUGGACCAAGGGUCACGUUCCCACCAAGCAUGACCAAGUUCAUGAAUGACCCAGCCAACCUACAAGCCAUCCAGGGCUUUGGCCAGGUCAUGGCUAUGUGCCAACAAAAUGGGGGGAUGCCUUUCAUCCCUGGUAUGUUCACGUUCGCUCUUCCAGGCGCGGGAACCAUGCCCCUACAAGCUCCAAUGGCAGUGACUCCGUUUCAGACGCCGAUUCCGCAGCCAUCACCUUUCCAGCCGCAGCUAGUCAGUGCUGUGGCCCCCAUUAACUUGGCAGGUGCGCUAAACGCCGCAGGGCCGUCGCGUCCCCCGCAAGGUACGAAUCCGCUAAUCACUCCGGAUGGUCACUGCAUCUCAGUUGAAAGCGGAGACGAUGAGUGGGACAUUCCAAGGACCCACAAGAAGAAGAAGGGAAAAACCAUACGCCCUGCAACUUCCCGAAACUCCGCCUUCGAAAGGCUGGGGGAUAGGGAAGAGGGCCAGAGGAAGUCAGCCAAGCUGAGGCUGGGGCAAAGCGUUGCCCAUGUCAGCGCGUUUGCCCGGUUAAGUGAGGUGAGGGAGGCCGAGCCUGCCCGCACCCAACGCUCCCGGUCAAACCGGCAGGAGCCAGCCAGGACGAGGGCCUCUCGCCAGGAGGAGGAGGCAGAAAGCCAACCCAGGGUACCGGUGGCUAACCGGUUAAACAUCCCCAAUGAUCGCGUCCAGCAGAUGGAGGCAAAAUUGGAAAGACUGGAGAAGAAGGUCAAGAUAGACGCCCCAAGAUUCACCGGGAAGGAUGAUCCAGAAAUUCACCUGGACUCCUUCAAUCAGAGUGCAACCAUGAACGGUUUUACAGACGAAGAAAAGUGCCUCCUUUUCUUCCAGACCUUGCGAAAUCGAGCCACUGAAUGGUUCAACAAGCUUCGCCCAGGAAGUAUUGAUUCAUUCAGUGACUUGGCCUCAAAAUUCAAGGCCAAGUUCCAGGAGAACUGUACUAAGAGGAAGAAAUUCACCUAUCUUAGUACAGCCGGGCAGAGGGAAUCUGAAAACCUCAGUCAAUUCCUCACCCGGUGGAAGGAGGAGGUAGACAAGGUGGAAGAGAUGGAUGACAAAACCAUCUUAUCUCUCCUCUUGAGUGGCUUACGUGCCGGGGAACUAUACACGGAAUUCUGUCGGAAACCCCCGGCCACGUAUCAGGAGGCCUAUCACACUGCAUGGGAGUUUGCUGAGGCUGAAACCCAACUCCGAGCGAAGAAAGAAGCAGAGCAUGGCUUAAAGCCCAAACCGGUGCAAAUCAAGAAGGAAGAAGCACCAGGAUCCAGCUGGUCAAGGAACCAUUAUGACCCGGUCGUCCGCAUGGUCAACACAGAAGAGUGCCAGGAGAUAAGGAAAGCACCGAUCAAUAUUGAGUACCGGCCAAGGUCAGCGAUCAAGGGACAGGCCCUUGUAGAUUUCCUGGUAGAAAUGACCGGUCUAUCUCCAGACCUACCGGUCAACAAGCCCACCGAGCAAUGGUGGGAGAUGGCAGUAGAUGGGGCAUCCGGUCCUAAAGGGUACGGGGGUGGUAUAGUUUUUACCACCCCGGAAGGAUUCAAGAUCUACCACGCAAUCGUCUUCAACUUUAAGCUAACGAAUAAUGAAGCAGAAUAUGAAGCUCUAGAUGGGGGGCUUAGACUUGCCCAAGCCCUGAAAAUCAACCGGUACAAAGACUUGGUACUUGCCCUGUUGAAAGGUUUCGAAGAAUUCAAGAUCGCCCAAAUAUCCCGGGCGGAGAACGCGGACGCAGAUUUCCUUUCCAAGUUGACGCAGUAUGCUCCCAAGCAUGUUUUAAAACUUGCCCGGGUGGAAAUCUCGGACCAUGCCAGCAUCAAGGAAUUGGAAGUCGCCCCCAUAACAGAAGGCCAAUCUGACCGGUCAAACUUUAUCGGAGCUGAUGACCAUUGAAUGUACGAUCUAAUGGAAUAUUUGAUGGAUGGGAGCUUGCCAGAACAAGAUGACCGGGCAAGAAAAGUGAAGCUCAGGG
Cuscuta campestris is the source of this 2455-nucleotide messenger RNA. The record is from the annotation of a GenBank genome assembly. NCBI's taxonomy places the organism in Eukaryota, Viridiplantae, Streptophyta, Magnoliopsida, Solanales, Convolvulaceae.